AUGCACGAAAUCAACAGGCUGGUGGUCGGGCAUGAUGGCACGGGCAUGCAUGCCGGCUGGUUCCUGGGCAGCGUCCAGAUCCGCGUGCCCCGCCAAGGCAAGCAGUACACCUUCCCUGCCAACCGCUGGCUGGACAAGAACCAGGCCGAUGGGCGCCUGGAGGUGGAGCUGUACCCCAGCGAAGUCCUGGAGAUCCAGAAAUUGGUCCACUACGAAAUUGAGAUUUGGACAGGGGAUGUUGGCGGUGCGGGCACCACUGCCCAAGUCUUCAUGCAGAUCUAUGGUGAGGAAGGCAAGACAGAAGUGCUUUUCCUCUCCAGCCGCUCGAAAGUUUUUGAUCGGGCAUCCAAGGACACAUUCCAGCUGGAGGCGGCCGACGUGGGUGAGAUCUUCAAGAUCCGGCUGGGGCACACGGGUGAGGGCUUCGGGCCCAGCUGGUUCGUGGACACGCUGCGGCUGCGGCACCUGGCGGUGCGGGAGGAGGACCUCACGCCCGAAGAGCGGGCCCGGAAGAAGAAGGAGCAGGACAAGCUGCGGCAGCUGCUCAGGAAGGAGCGGCUGAAGGCCAAGCUGCAGAGGAAGAAGAAGAAGAAGAAGGGCAGCGACGAGGAGGAGGGGGGUGGCGAGGAGGAGGGGUCCUCGUCGGAGGGGUCCUCGUCUGCAGAGGAGGAGGACACUGACGAGGAGGAGGAGGAGGAGGAGUUCGGGCCGGGGAUGCAGGAGGUGACUGCGGAGUACAGGUUCGAAGCCCACCGCUGGCUGGCGCGCGGCAAGGGGGACGGCGAGCUCGUCGUGGAGCUGGUGCCGGCGGGCCGGCCGGGCCCUGAGCCCAACACCUACGAGGUCCAGGUGAUCACAGGGAGCGUGCCCAAGGCCGGCACCGAUGCCAACGUCUACCUGACCAUCUAUGGUGAGGCGUACGGGGACACGGGUGAGCGGCCGCUGAAGAAGUCGGACAAGUCCAACAAGUUUGAGCAGGGACAGACAGACACCUUCACCAUCUACGCCAUUGACCUGGGGGCCCUGAUGAAGAUUCGGAUUCGCCACGACAACUCAGGCAACAGGCCAGGCUGGUUCCUGGACAGAAUAGACAUCACUGACGUGAACAACGACAUCACGUACUGCUUUCCAUGCCAGCGCUGGCUGGCGAUGGAGGAGGAUGAUGGCCAGCUGUCCAGGGAGCUGUUGCCAGUGGACGAGUCCUGUGUGCUGCCACCAAGCGAGGACGAGGAGGGUGGGGGAAGGGGUGACAACAACCCCCUCGACAACCUGGCCCUGGAGCAGAAAGGUUUCCUAAACUAUAGCUGAUUUCUUCCCUCCAGCUCCCUCUCCUCUGCCUGUCUGCCAUCGUAGGUCCAUCUUCUCUUCCCCUGGGGCUCUGGGCACUUCCUCCUCGGGCACUGUAUCUAUCUGCUCUUUCAUUCCUCCAUGGCAAGAAUGGGGAGGUGAGGGGGGCAUAUCCCACAUGCCUAGCAUAAGGUUAGGUAUAAAGUACAAGACUUAGCAUGUGGGGUUAUUAUCAGAAAUAGAAUAGGAUAGAGUAUUGUAGCUGGCUCUGACUACUCUUGUGUCCUCCCUUCCAGGCACAUUACAGGCUCUCAAUAUGUUUUUGUCAAGGGAAAGAAUGAAUUUCAAGAGUCCUAUGACACUUGUGCUCCCUUCCUUGAAACUUGCCUCCCUAAAACAAUUCCAGCCUUGGGAGAGUCAGACCAGGGCUCCUGCUAAUGAGCCUCUGAUCCUCACAGUCAUUCCAACCCUCCCCUAAGCAUCCUGCAGCUCCACUGACUGGGAGCUUUCUGUGUGAGCUGGAGGUGGGGGAGACCGCAUCUCUGCCUUCUGGAAGUUUCCAGACUAAAGGCAGCUGCAGGACAACACAUGCUGCAAGUAAAGCGAUUCAUACAAAUGGUCAACAUGAGCACAGAAACAUAUUCAGUACGUUUUCUCCCUCCUCCUUUCAUGGGAGGAGCAAUGUGCCACUCACUCCUCCACACUCCUCUCCCGGCAGAUAAGUCUACCACAUUCUCCGUGACUGUAAAGACCGGGGACAAGAAGAAUGCGGGCACUGAUGCCAAUGUCUUCAUCACACUCUUUGGCACGAAAGAUGAUACUGGUAAGAAAGCAAUGCAGGGCCGAGGUUCACCCACAUUCCUCCCCAGGGAGACUGGGAGAUUCAACAGAACUUUCCAAGGAAUCUUGGUCAUGCCUCUCUCUAUUUUCAAAAAGCAAUUUUAAGAAUUCCCUUAAUUUUGUUUAAUUUUAUUGUGGGAAGAACAUUUAACGUGUGAUCUAUCCUCUUAACAAAAUUUAAAUGUACACUACAUUGCUGUUGACUGUGGGUGUAUAUUAUACAGUAGAUCUGUAGAACUUAUUAAUUUUACUAAACUGAAACUUGAAGCCUAUUGAUUAAUAACUCCCUAUUUUCUUCUCUCCCCAGUUCCUGGUACCCACCAUUUCAGUCUUUGGUUUUAUAAAUUUGACUGUUUUGGAUACCUCAUAUAAGUGCAAUCAUGCUAUAUUUGUCUUCCUAUGUCUAGAGUAUUUCACUUAUUGUAAUGUCCUCAAGGAACAUCCAUGUUGUUGCAUACUGAGAAUUUUUUUAAAGGCGGAAAUCGUGUUUUCCUUAUCUAUUCAUCUGUCAAUGGACAUAUGUUUUUCACCUCUUAGCUAUUGAAAAGCACUGCAAAGUUGGAAGUACUAAUACCUUCACAAGAUCCUGAUUUCAAUUCUUAUGGGUACAUACCCAGAAGUAGGAUUGCUGGAUUACAUGGUAGUUGUAUUUUUAAUUUUUAGGAACUUUCAUACUGCUUUCCACAGCAAUUGCACCAUUUUGCAUCCCUACCAACUAUGUGCAAGGAUACCAAUUUCUCUACAUCCUCACCAACACUUACUUGUCUUUUGUUUUUUUGAUGGUAGCCUUCCUGACAGAUGUGAGGUGUUUAUCAUUGUGGUUUUGAUUUGCAUUUCCCUGAUAAUUAAUGAAUAUGAGCCUUUUUUCUUAUUCUGUUGGCCUUUUGUAUGUCUUUGGAGAAAAGUCAUUAGUUAAGUCCUUGGCCCAUUUUUAAAUUGAGUUAUGAGGUUUUUUAGUUAUUGAGUUGAAGGAGUU
Messenger RNA from Manis pentadactyla (Chinese pangolin), 3103 nucleotides. Its product is annotated as lipoxygenase homology domain-containing protein 1-like. NCBI's taxonomy places the organism in Eukaryota, Metazoa, Chordata, Mammalia, Pholidota, Manidae. The coding region runs from base 1 to 1308 and encodes 435 amino acids. The record is from RefSeq and is a predicted model, not a curated record. Gene Ontology annotation, molecular function: protein binding. The transcript is spliced from 7 exons.